Plasmodium relictum is the source of this 645-nucleotide messenger RNA. RefSeq names its product thioredoxin peroxidase 2, putative (gene Trx-Px2). Gene Ontology annotation, molecular function: thioredoxin peroxidase activity. Gene Ontology annotation, biological process: cellular response to stress; cell redox homeostasis; hydrogen peroxide catabolic process. Gene Ontology annotation, cellular component: cytosol. The record is from RefSeq and is a predicted model, not a curated record. The transcript has a single exon. Lineage: Eukaryota; Apicomplexa; Aconoidasida; Haemosporida; Plasmodiidae. Bases 1 to 645 code for a protein of 214 amino acids.
AUGCAGCUCUUAAAAAAAUUAAGUAAUCCAUUUAAAACUUCAGUAAGAAGAUUUUCUUUAGUAACAAAAAAAGCUUAUGAUUUUAACGCACAAGGAUUAAACAAGAAUAACGAAAUUGUAAAUGUUCAAUUAUCCUCCUUCUUGGGUCAUAAGUAUUGUUGUUUAUUGUUUUAUCCUUUAAAUUUUACUUUCGUUUGUCCGACUGAAAUAAUAGAAUUUAAUAAACAUGUAAAAUCAUUUGAAAGUAGAAAUGUUGAGUUAUUAGGAAUAUCAGUUGAUUCUGUGUACAGUCAUUUAGCAUGGAAAAAUAUGCCUAUUGAAAAAGGAGGAAUAGGAAAUGUUAAUUUUACAUUAGUAUCAGAUAUAAAUAAAGAAAUUUGCAAAAAUUAUAAUGUUUUACAUAAUAAUUCAUUUGCUUUAAGAGGUCUAUUUAUAAUUGAUUUACUAGGAAAUAUUAGGCAUAAAACAGUUAACGAUUUAUCCAUUGGCAGAAAUGUAAAUGAGGUUUUAAGAAUAAUAGAUUCAAUAAUUCAUGUUGAUAAAAGUGGAGAUGUAUGCCCUAUAAAUUGGAAAAAAGGAGAUAAAUCAUUCAAACCGAAUCAAGAAUCUUUGUUAGAUUACUUAAAUAAUGAGACAAAAAAUUAA